Molecule: messenger RNA, 23391 nt
Organism: Rana temporaria (common frog)
Lineage: Eukaryota; Metazoa; Chordata; Amphibia; Anura; Ranidae
Gene: DST
Product: dystonin
Exons: 104
Coding region: 26-22672 (7548 amino acids)
Biological process (GO): cell-cell adhesion; cytoplasmic microtubule organization; skin development
Cellular component (GO): intermediate filament; focal adhesion; intercalated disc
Molecular function (GO): cadherin binding; structural molecule activity; calcium ion binding
Source: RefSeq, a predicted model, not a curated record
CUGAUCCACUGAUCGUCACAUCACGAUGAUCGCCGCUGCCUUCCUGGUCUUGCUAAGACCCUACAGCAUCCAAUGUGCCCUUCUAUUACUGUUCCUUAUGCUGGGCACCAUAGCCACGAUUUCCUUCCUCUGCUGCUGGCAUAGCAAGCUCCAGAAAAGCAGGCACCCCAUGAAGACUGUCUUCAGCUACCGACCGAGGAGCCGAGAUGCCAUCCUGAGACCCCAUCACUUUCGCUCAGAGGGAAUUAGGCCAAGCCCUCGUCACUUGAGGAGGUACACACGAGCCCGUGUUGAAGAAACAAAGCCUCCAGUAGAAGUCCAGCAGAGUGACCAAGACAUCACUUCACCUUUGAGGAAAAGAAAAAUCAAGAGAAGUAGCCGAGUCCAGCCAGAGUUUUAUCAGGCUGUCCAAGUGACACCCACCCGCAAACCAAGCUCGGGCACAGCGUCCUAUCGCUGCUCCAUGUCUUCCUCGGCCGACUUCUCCGAUGAUGACGACUUCAGCCACAAGUCAGGAUCGGCCUCUCCGGCGCCCGGUGACACUCUGCCCUGGAACCUACCGAGACACGAGAGGUGCAAGAGGAAGAGCUCCGGGGCGGCCGUGCUGGACCCUGCCGAGAGGGCAGUGCUCAGGAUCGCCGAUGAAAGAGACAAAGUGCAAAAGAAGACAUUUACCAAAUGGAUUAACCAGCACCUAAUGAAGGUACGGAAACAUGUGGGUGACCUAUAUGAAGAUUUACGCGAUGGGCAUAACUUAAUAUCUCUUUUAGAAGUUCUCUCUGGAGAUACCCUGCCAAGAGAACGAGAUUUUUUGAAGACCUUGCGGUUGCCCAGAGAAAAAGGCCGAAUGCGCUUUCACAGACUACAGAAUGUACAAAUUGCACUUGAUUAUUUGAAAAAACGUCAGGUGAAACUAGUUAAUAUUAGAAAUGAUGACAUAACAGAUGGGAAUCCCAAAUUGACUUUGGGCUUAAUAUGGACCAUCAUUCUGCACUUUCAGAUUUCUGACAUCCAUGUUACUGGAGAGUCAGAAGAUAUGUCAGCCAAAGAAAAACUUCUUCUUUGGACACAGCAAGCUGCAGAAAGCUAUGGUGGAAUUCGCUGUGAAAAUUUUACCACAUGCUGGCGAGAUGGACGACUCUUUAACGCCAUCAUUCAUAGAUACAGGCCGGACCUGAUUGACAUGGAUACUGUUGCUGUUCAAAGCAACAUUACAAAUUUAGAAAAUGCUUUUUAUGUGGCAGAAAGACUGGGUGUCACAAGACUUCUGGAUCCUGAAGAUGUAGAUGUUUCUUCUCCUGAUGAGAAGUCAGUGAUUACAUAUGUCUCCUCGAUGUAUGAUGUUUUUCCGAAGACACCAGAAGGUGGGGAAGGAAUUAGUGUAAAUGAUGUUGAAGUAAAAUGGAUAGAAUAUCAGAAUAUGGUGAAUUACCUCAUCCAAUGGAUAAGGCACCAUGUAGCAUUAAUGUCUGAGAGGAAUUUUCCAAACACUGCUGUAGAACUAAAGGCACUUUAUAACCAGUAUUUACAAUUUAAAGAGAAAGACAUCCCACCAAAGGAAAGUGAAAAGGCUAAAAUCAAGAAUCUGUACACAAUGUUAGAACAAUGGAUUGAGUUUGGCCGCAUCAAGCUUUCUCAAGGAUACCAUCCAAAUGAUAUAGAAAAAGAAUGGGGAAAGCUCAUCAUCGCCAUGUUUGAAAGAGAGAAAGCAAUAAGGCCUGAAAUUGAAAGGUUAGACAUGCUACAACAAAUAGCUAACCGAGUGCAGAGGGACAGCCUCGGUUGUGAAGACAAACUGAUUCUAGCUCGCAGUGCUCUUCAAGUUGAUACUAAACGGAUGGAAUCAGGCAUUCAGUUUCAAAAUGAUUCAGAAAUUGCGGGCUACCUAAUUGAAUGUGAGAAUCUCUUGCGACAGCAGCUUGUUGAUGUCCAGACCCUUGUUGAUGGGCAGUAUUACCAAGCAGAUCAGCUGGUACAGAGGGUCGCUUCUUUACGGGAUGAACUACUGGGAUUAAGGAAUGAAUAUUCAUCUUUAUACAGCAAAGGAAGGAUGUUUUCAUCUGACCAAACACAACUUAUGAUAUCAGGAAUAUCACAAAGCCUCAACUCAGGAUUUUCACAAAGCUUGAACCCUGCAAUGAACUCCAGUGUAUCCCACAAUAUGGCACCCAUGUCACCAACCAGCCUAACUCCAGGGAUUUCCUCUAGCCUGGGUCCUGGUAUUUCCAACAACUUCGCCCAGGGUAUUGCCGCCAACUUAAAUCAGGGUGUUUCCGGCAGCAUGUCUCCUGCUCUCCAACCUGUUCUUACUCCUGGUCUGCCAUCCAGCCUUAAUGCAAGUUAUUCUCAAGGCUUUAACUCACAGUUGACUCCUGCUAUGACGCCAGGGUUUUCACCAGGUUUUAACCAAGGUUUAAUCCAGAACUAUGCAACAGGAAUGAAUACAAAUCCAUUACAGUCACUUAAACUCAUGCAGGUUAAGAAACCACUUUUAAAAUCAUCCUUUGCUGACCAAAACUUACCAGAAGAAGAAGCCAACCUUAAAUUUGUUCAAGACCUUUGUAGCUGGGUGGAAGAGAUGCAGAUACAACUGGACCGAGGAAACUGGGGUUCAGAAUUAUCAAGUAUUGAGUUCCAUUUAGAAAGCCACAAAAAUUUUCAUGGGGAUAUUGAAGAAUUUGAGACCAGUCUUAAAGAGGCAAAAAUGACCGAGCUUCAAAUAUCUGGUCCUUUGAAAAGUUCAUACUCUGAUACUCUACACAAAGUGGAGGGCCUUUAUUCCAAACUGCUGAGUUCAUCAAGAAACCGACAUAAGCACCUAGACUCCUUGCAAAGUUUUGUAGCAAGAGCCACAAGAGAACUCAUAUGGCUAAAUGAAAAAGAGGAGGAGGAAGUAGCUUAUGACUGGAGCGAUAGAAACCAAAAUAUAUCUGCUAAAAAAGACUAUCAUGCUGAUCUGAUGAGAGAACUUGAUCAUAAAGAAGAAGUCAUUAAAUCGCUGCAGGACACAGCAGAGCAGAUGCUGCUUCAAAGUCAUCCUGCAAGAUCCACUAUUGAGGCCUACAAAGCUGCUAUGCAGACUCAAUGGAACUGGAUUUUACAGCUCUGCAGCUGUGUAGAACAACACAUACGACAGAACACUGCCUACUUUGAGUAUUUCAAUGAUGCCAAAGAAGCCACUAAUUAUCUGAAGACCUUGAAAGAUGGCAUACUAAGGAAAUAUAGCUGCGACAAAUCGACCAGCGUACACAAGCUAGAAGACCUGGUGCAUGAAUCUAUGGAAGAAAAAGAACAGCUUUUGCAGUACAAGAGCACCAUCGCCAGUGUUGUGGGGAAGGCAAAGUUAGUAGUGCAACUAAAGCCAAGAAAUCCAGAAAAUCCACUAAAAUCUUCAAUACCUAUAAGAUCUAUUUGUGAUUAUAGGCAAAUCGAGAUUACUAUCUACAAAGAUGAUGAAUGUGUACUGGGCAGCAAUUCACAUCGGGGAAAGUGGAAAGUGAUCAGUCCAACUGGUAAUGAGGCUAUGGUCCCUUCUGUGUGCUUUACAGUGCCAGCACCAAACAAAGAGGCUAUAGAUGCUGCAAACAGGAUUGAACAAACGUUUCAGAGUGUCCUAUCCCUGUGGCAUGAAUCUCACAUUAACAUGAAGAGCAUGGUAUCCUGGCAUUACCUGAUGAAUGAAAUUGAGGCUAUGCGGGCCAGCAAGGUUUCUUCGAUUAAAACCUUGCUGCCUGGAGAGCAUCAGCAAGUAAUGGGCAAUCUGAAAACCCGUUUUGAAGAAUUUCUGGAAGACAGCCAGGAGUCAAAGAUGUUCUCUGUCUCUGACAUAUCCCAGCUAGAAAGGGAAGUGCAUGUCUGCAAAUUGUACUACGAGGAGCUGCUGAAAUCUGCAGAAAGAGAGGAGCAAGAAGAAUCUAUUUACAACCUUUACACUUCUGAGAUUCGUAACUUUCGACUUAGAUUGGAGAGCAUUGAGGAACGUCUCAUUCGACAAAUCAGAACUCCAUUGGACAGGGAUGAUCUUCAUGAAAGUGCACUGAGGAUUUCUGAACAGGAGAAAGUGAAGAAGGAGUUGGAUCAUCUGAAAGUAGAUUUAUCAGCAAUUUCAGAGAAAUGUGAGGAGUUCUUUAGCCAAGCUGCUGCUUCUCCAUCGAUCGCAGCUUUACAAGGAGAACUGAAUGCAGUUAUCCAGUAUAUGAACACGCUGUAUUCCAUGUCUUCCAUCUACCUGGAAAAAUUAAAGACAAUAAAUCUGGUGCUAAAGAACACACAAGGAGCUGAGACUCUAGUGAAGACGUUUGAGACCAAACUUUGUGAAGAGGAUGUGAUUACAGCUGAUAAAGGUGCAAUCGAUAGACUGAUUGCCACCCUAAAGCAAUGGAGAUCAGAGGUUGAUGAGAAAAGAGAGGUGUUUCACGCAUUGGAAGAUGGACUACAGAAAGCCAAAGCCAUUAGUGAUCAAAUGUUCAAAGUACACAAGGAACGAGAUCUCGACUUUGACUGGCAUAAAGAAAAGGCGGACCAAAUUGCAGAGAGGUGGCAGAAUGUACAUUCCCAGAUUGAAAACAGGUUACGAGACUUGGAUGGAAUUAGCAAAUCACUGAAAUACUAUAAGGAAUCAUACUUGACUCUUGACUCCUGGAUUAGGCAAAUAGAGGAAACACAAAGUAAGCUGCAAGACAGCAUGCCUGAUAGCAAGGCACUUUCUAAACAGCUAGACCAGCAGAAGAUGCUGAUUUCAGAAAUUGAGAUGAAACAAAGCAAGGUGGAUGAAUGUCAGAAGUAUUCGGAGCAGUAUUCUUUGGCUAUAAAGGAUUAUGAACUACAACUUAUGACAUAUAGAGCAUUAGUGGAUUCCCAUCAAAAGUCUCCAAUGAAGCGCAGAAGAUUUCAGAGCUCUUCUGAUGUUGUUGUACAGGAGUACAUGGAUCUAAAGACCCGUUACAAUGCUUUGAUGACUUUAAUUAACCAGUUUAAUAAAUUUUCUGGUGAAACCUUGAAGAGACUGGAAGAAGAAGAGAAGUUACUGGAAGAUGAAAAGAAAGAGCAUGUAAAGAAGGCAGGGGAUAUACUGAACUGGGUGUCCAAAAUCAAUAAAACACUAAGUAAAGAAGGAGGAAGUCAAGACACUGCAGAAAAAAAUCUAUUUUCUGAGCCACAGAUUUCUUCUGAAGAAAUUCUAACAAAGCAAGAAGAAAUGGCAGAUGCUGUACAAACAUUGCAAUUACUUUUAGCCAAACAUGGUGACAGAAUGACAGAAGAAGAAAGAUCAGAGAUUGAAGCACAAAUCAAAGCAUUACAGGAGAGCCAAAGUGUGCUAUCUAGAGAGUAUGAAAGACAGCAACAAGAAGCCAAGGACUUGGUAGAGAAACUGGUGGAGCAGAAGGUUGAUAAGAUUAUAUCAGGAACCAUAGAUGAAACAACUGGGACAGUUCAUUCAAUCUAUCAUUCUGUUCUGGAAGGCCUUAUUGAUUAUGAAACCGGAAUUCAGCUGUUUGAAAUGCAGCUAAUUGUUUCUGGAUUGGUUUGUCCAUACACAAAGACAUGCUUUGAUGUUGAAGAAGCCAAGACUCACAGACUUAUUGAUGCACAAAUUCAAAUACGAUUACAGGAGAUAGCAGAUGCUAAAGUUAUUAUUUCAACUCACUCAUCAAGUGAGUUUCCAGUAAUAUCUGCCAUUGAACAGGGGUUAAUAUCAGAGACAGUAGCAAUUAAGGUAAUCAGCACUUUACUUUCUUGUGGGUGCCUACAAGUUCCUACGACUGGAGAACAACUCAAUGUAAAUAAACUUUUCCAGCGAAAUAUGAUCUCCCCAUUGAUGUUUACUAAACUUUUUGAAAGACAGAAGACAGGUAAAGAUCUGAUUGAUCCUAUAAGUGCAGAGAAGGUUACUCUAGCAGAACUCUUCCAGAGGACUGUCAUAGAUAAGACAACAGGAAUGAGAUUUCUUCCAGUUAGUGCAGAAGAAAAAGGUAAAGUCACAUUAAAAUCUGGAAGGAGAGUCAAUGUUCUAAGAGCAGCUCAUGAAGGAGUCCUAGAACGGGAAGUCAUGUAUAGAUUGUUGGGAGCUCAGCUUCUUUCAGGAGGUAUUAUAGACCCUGAUUUUGGAAAAAGAUUGACACUGGAGGAAUCUAGAGAGCAGGGUAUAAUUGACCAGGCAACAAUAUGUGGAAUAUUAACUCAACAGAUUCAAAAUGGGGGAAUAAUCUGCCCAUCAACAAAAAAAUGUUUAACUGUGGAUGAAGCUGUGCAGUGCAACCUAAUCUCACACAGCAGUGCCCUGAUGGUUCUAGAAGCACAAAGAGGAUUUAUUGGAUUGAUAUGGCCGGACACAAGUGAGAUAUUUCCUAUAUCCACAUCUUUGCAACAAGGAAUGGUUUCAAAUGAACUAGCAGAAAAGAUCUUAAGCAACAGACAGAAAAUCUCUGGAUUAUAUAUACCAGAAACAUCUGAGAUCGUGAGAUUAGACGUGGCUGCUCAACUUGGUAUAAUAGAAAAUAACACUGCAGCAGUUCUCAGCAACCUGGAAUUACAGGACAAAAUGCCAAAUAUAGAUGUACUGGAACCCACAUGCAAACCUAAAUGGAUGCCAUGCUAUGAUUCUCAGACCUCUCAGCUGAAUGAAAAUUCUGAAAAUAAAUCAGAGGAACCACUGGUGCACAAUCCUGAACAUACAAAACAGUUGUUCAUUUCCUAUCUCAUGAUAAAUAGCUAUAUUGAUGCCAAUACAGGAGAAAGACUUUUGCUGUUCGAUGGUGAUCUUGAUGAAGCUGCCAGCAUGUUGUUAGAGUCUGAACAAAUAGUGCGGUCAUCAAUAGAACAGAACGGAGAACCCACUGAUGUCUGUGAAACAGAUCCGGCUCUAAAAGUGAUUGAUGUCGAUGACAAUAUAAACAACAUCUGCAUGGAUAAUAAUACUACAACUCUUUUAAAAUCUAAUUUUGAGGAACUAGUGAGCAAGGAAAAUGGUACAGUCCACAUUGAACCUCAGAGUUUGGACAACGUUGACAAAGAAACUCAAGGCAUGAUAUGCCAACAGUUCGAAAAAACUGAGCAAAAUGAUACAUUUAGGGAGCCUGAUUCACACUGCCUCCCUAAAUCAAAUGGAGAGAAUGAAGAAAUAAUAAUUUACCCAGCACAAGGUACCCAAGAGAACAAAACAGAUGUUCAACAAAGAGAGCAAAAUAACCAUUCUGCUGAUUAUAACUGUGACCAAGAGCCAUUUCAAGAGGACUAUAACGAGAGCACCUGCGAAAAACAAAUUUUGUCCAAAAUUUGUAAUUUUGAGGAUGAACUAGAGAAUAAAGACCAUUCCAUACGAGAACAAAUUAGUUCUUCUGAUACAGUAGUUCAGUUGUUUUCUCUGGUUGACGACUGUAAUAAGAGUGAACAAGAAGUGCAGAAAUUUCAAGGUAGCUGUUUUAAUGACAAUCUCCCUCUGCCUUAUGCAAGUCACAAUAUUUUCUCUGAUCUUCUGCGUGAGGAAGAGGAAUAUAGUGAUUUUUCUAAUGAUUCUGAAAUCAAAACACAUAGAUAUCUGGGAAGCAGCAGUGAUUCUGAAAUUUCUGUAGGGGAUGAUGACAGUGAAUUUGAUGUUAGUAACGUGUUUCAGACACUUAAAACCUGGAAAACCAUUGGAGGAGACAGUGUAGAGGACAAGACACCUACUCAAAGUGAUACAAGCUCAGAUGAUGAUACUUUCUAUUAUAGUGACAAUGAUAUUGAAAGCACUGACAUGGUACAUGAAAGACAGUUCCUGGAAACAAUAACUGAAGAAGAUUCAGAAUGUAACUUGUGUGUAGAAGACCGGACUGUAGACCAUAAAGUUGUUCAGCCCCCUAAGGAAACCAACUCUGCACACGUAGAGGAAGGUGCAUUGGAGAGUAGCAAAUUAAACAGUUGUAAAGAAAAUAUUUCCCAAAGCCCUCACAAUUUUUCUGUUGUAUUUAAAGAUGAAGAAAUAGAUGAUGAAUCUACUGAAAGUUUUUUCAGUGAAACUGAUGUUGAAUGUUUUGUUACCGAUGAAAACAACAGUGAAGAAGAUUAUCAUGCUACUGAGGAGCAUUCCGAUUUAUGUUUUGAAGAUAUAGAAAUGAAUGAAGCUCCUAGUCAAUUUAAUUCUAACACUCAGUGUAGAGAUGUUGAUGUUCAGACAAAUAAUAGUAUCAGUGGAAAUUCUUUCUCAGUUAGUACUUGUGACAAUACAUGCGACUCUAACAUUCGUAGUGAAUCACAAGACCCGCUAGAUGAUUUCAUAGAUGCAGAUAUGUUUGAAACGAAAAAUAUUGACUCCUCUAUGAACAUUACAGAGCCUCAAUCUCAAGGUAAGAGUACUUGUGCCAAUCAGUACUUCACACAUAUGGAAGAACAUGGAAAACAGAAUUCUACAUGCCUUCAAGCAUCAGAUACUUGUUCAUCUUCCAGGCUUGAUAGUCAACAUCCUCAAACUAAAGAUAAUGGUAUAUGUUCUGAAAUGCAAGCUGCACUGAAUCAUAUUGAAGGGGACAGAGCAUCAGCCAAACAAACUACUGAACCUGUUCAAACUCAAGUUAAUAGUGCAGAUAUCCUGCAAGAAAGCCUUUCGACUAAGGGAGAUGGUAAAUGUACCAAGUUAGUAAAUGGAACUCACCAAACUGAUGACGAUUCUGUAAAUAGUGACUUUUAUAAUGGUCCACUACCUGAUAACACAUGUGUCAAGAGCGAUACUAAACAUAUAGAAAUUGAAUAUGAGCUGAAUAAUGAAUGUCUUCAGCCUGAAGUUAGUAGUGUGUGUGCUAAGCAUGGUACCGAACACCUACAAAUUGAAAAUAAUCCAAGUUUCAGUCAAGAUAUUCUGUGCCAAACGGUUCAUUUCAGCGAAGAGCAAAUGAAUGGGAAGUAUUUUGAUAUGGAUUCUAGCAAAUCUGCUAGCUCUACUCUUGUAAUAUCUCAUAAAGAGCCUGAAAAGCAUAUAGUGAACUUGGAGUUACAUGGACAGAACAUUUCAGAUUUGCCAGAUAACAAGUUGAUCCAGAAAGAGAAUGGUGAAAGUGCAAAUUAUGCUUCACUUGAGCCAAUCAAUGACACAGAAAUAUGCAAAAUUACAGAUAAGCUGGACAAAAAUGAAGAUGUGACUAAAUGGAAAGAAAAUGCUACUCAAUAUUCAGUAAAAAGUCCUAUUCAUAUUGACAAUCUGAGUACAAUAUUUGAUUCGUCAGUUACUAAAACCCACAGUGAUGAUCUGGAACCCAAUGCUGCCAAAUCUGUGCCUGGACGUGUUAAACCAUAUAAUGCACCCCAGCCUGACACUGAAAACACUGUAGUCUCAGGGAGUUUAACAACAUACUUGAAAAGUUAUGCAGAAAUUAUCCAAACUGAGGAAUCUUCUGCUGAGCAUACCUACUCCUCGAAGGAGCAAUUUGGAGGCUUACUAAAGCAGACUUGUUUAGUAGAUGAAAAAAAUGCAUCCAUCGUAGUUCCGAAGGAUAAUAGCAGUGUACUUUUGGAAAAUGACAAAAUAUUAGUUCAUUUAAAAAACUCAUUAGAAAAUAGCAAAGGGGCAGAUGAAGUUCCUGUCCAAACAGAUGACAGUGAACCCAUUGCACAUAUUUGUAAGGACUUUAACACACCAACAUGUGAGGCCAAAAUCCAGAUGAAUGAUAAGCCAUAUGACAACUCUUUUGUUGAACAGCAAGUGCAGGAGCUGAAUCAUCCUAAAUUAAUCCCUUCCCAACUUGAUCAAAUCUUCCAUAUCCCUCCUGAUAAUGAAAAUUUGAAUAAAUUGGAGGAAUUAAUAAUAAACAUAAAUAAAGGUUUGUUUCCUUGUGAGUCAGUCUGCCAGUCUUCUCAAUCUGUGGACUUUUCUGAGCAAAAUCUGAAACCAACUAAUUCUGUUACCCAAGACUGCAAUUGUAGACAAUCAGAAAAUGAAGUAAAGGGCAGUGUAUUAGAAGAAGUCAAUGAAAUAAAUUCCAUGGAUGCAAAGCCUGAAUCAGUGAAUGUAACAAAUACACCAGAAAUCAAACAGACUGUGGAAAACCAUUCUAUUGAUGAGACAACUGUUAAAUUAAAUCUUUCCGGUCAGACGUUGCGUAAACAUCUGAUUGUUGUUCAAGAUCAGAAACUCCAUUUGGAAAAUGUACCAAUCAUUGGUGACAGCCUGGAAACACUAAAAAUGCAACUUGAGCAGCUAGAGUCAUUUGAAUCAAGACUGGCUGCAUUUUCUGCUACCCUGAAAGAAGAUGUUCAGCUUGCAGAGCAGUUAUCACUGUCUAUGCCUCAUGACAUUGCAGGAGCACAUCUUAAGGAACUAAGUGACAAUUUGAUGAAAACCUUUUCUGCAGUUUGUGAAAUGUCUUCAGAUCGAGCAAAACAAAUUGCGUACGCAGUGGAUACUGAAAUGACUAAGUUGAUAGAGACCCAUCAGGGCCUUUUUAAUCGUUUACAAGUGCUUUCAGAUUGGCUUAGCUCUAAUAGUGAACCUAUGGGCUUUUCACUGAAUACUAAUGAUGUGGAUGCAUUGAAGAAAACCUUACAGUGCCUAAAGGAUUUAAACACUCAGCUCUCAGAACAAAAAAUAGAACUGGAGACAACGGCAUUUGAUAUCCAAUUCUUCAUAUCGGAACAUGCUCAGGAUCUAUCUCCAAAUCAAAGCAAACAGCUGCUGCGGCUUUUGAAUGCAACACAGAAAAAUUUCCAGGAAGCUCAGAAGAAAUUCUCUUCACAAACAGAGUCAUUGAAAAGCCACCUGCUUGCAGUCCAGGACUUGAAUGAGCUGAAGGAUGCUGAGGUGCAGCUGCAGGAACACAAGGGAAAGCUGCAGGAGCUUUGCGACCUGCUUACACAGACAGAGAACAAAUUGAUUGGUCAACAAGACAAGCUGAUUGCGAGGGAUACUCCAGCUGAUCUUCAACACUGUCAGAGUGAAUAUGAGGAGCUACAGAAAGAUAUGCAGGCUGGUGCCAGUGAGUUGGCAGAAAUUGUGAAGAAUACAGAGAAAUUCCUACAGGAACAAGGAGAUAAACUUUCCUCUGAAGAGAAAGCCAUAAUUGAGCAGAAACUUAAGGAAGCUAAAGCUAAGUUUGAAAUUCUUCAAAAGAAAGCAGAAGAAUCCAAAAGGGAGUUGGAAAAAGCAGUCACAACAGCCAUUAAGAAAGAAACUGAAAAGUCUGCUGCUGUUGAACAACUGGAAGAAAGCAAAAACAAGAUAGAGAGCUUGCUAAAUUGGCUUUCACAAACUGAUGAAAAAGGGGAGAAUGGCAACUUGGUAAAGAAACCUGCAAUCCAGCAUAAUGGAACAUAUCACAAAGACAGCGAACUACAGUCUAUACUGGAUGGUGUGGAAGAGGUUAAUGGCAACCUAAUAGAGUCUGAUGGAAAAAUGAGUAACGCAAGGUUAAAGGAACUAUCUAAUAAAGAUGACCUAGGCAGCCAGUAUCAAAAAGUGAAGGCCCAACAUGAAAAGCUUGUGUCUCAACAUCAGGCUGUAAUAAUAGCCACACAGUCAGCACAAGCUCUUCUGGAGAAACAAGGUAGUCACCUCACUCCUGAAGAGAAGAAAAAGCUUCAGGGAGACAUAGAGGCAUUAAAAGCCCAAUAUGAAUCAGCUUUGAGUGACUCUGAAAAGAAAAUGAAGGUGAUCCAAACAAUGCAAGAAGAAUUGGAGAAGUUCACUAAAGAUUAUAAUGAAUUUGAGAAUUGGCUUCAGGACUCAAAGCAUGAACUGGAACAUCUGGAGAUUGGGGCUGAGAAAUUUGCUGGUGUUUUAGACAAGCUGCAAAAGCAAAAAAUCUAUUCAGAAGAUGUGAUCUCUCACAAAGGGGACUUGCGUUACAUCACUAUAUCUGGACAGAGAGUACUAGAUGCUGCAAAGUCUUGCAACAAACAUGAUGUUGUGGAGGAUAAUAAUAAUGUCGGCACCCUUGAAACAUGUAAAAUGGUUCAAAGCAAAAUAGACUUGGCUUCAGAAAACUUCAAGUCUUUACAUACUAAGUGCAAUAUCCUGGGGAAUAACUUGAAGGAUUUAGUGGACAAAUAUGAACAUUAUAAGGAAGCAUCACAUGGGUUACUGGCAGGUCUUCAGAGCUCAGAAUCCACUGUGGAAAAACGCCUGUCUGAACCUAUUGCUGCUGACAGCAGGAACUUGCAAAGGCAGAUAGAAGAAACUAAGUUGCUCUGCGAGCAGGUAUCUGUCCACCAGAUUGGCGUGGAGAAGCUAAAAAAGGCUGCAGAAGGUCUCCUUGAUGCCAGAGGCGGGCUCCUGUUAAAUAAGGAUGAAAUCCAAAAGCCACUUGAUGACAUUGUGGGAAAAUACAAUAAUUUAUCCCAGUCUGUGAAUGACUGGAAUGAGAAACUCCAAAUAACUCUUACUCGCUCACUCAGUGUUCAAGAUGGACUGGAUGAAAUGUUUGAUUGGAUGCAUGGGGUAGAAAAGGACCUGAAAGAGCAACAAUAUGUGCCAUUAAAUUCUUCAUCUAUUCAGGAAAUCAUUACAAAAAACAAUAUACUUGAACAUGACAUCACAAGUCGUCAGAGCAGCAUUAAUACAAUGAACGAGAAAGUGAAAACAUUUACGGAGACAGCUGAUUCCUCCACUGCAUCUUCACUGCAAGGAAAAAUGAAUGAACUGUGUGAACGUUUUUCUAAAGCUGGUGAACUUACCAAAGCACGCCUAAAGAAAAUGGAAGACUUGAAGACCCAGGUGGAACUGUUUGAGGACCUCACUGAGAAAGUGCAGUCAUUCUUGGACCAGAAAUUAAAGGCACUGAUAGAGGCAGACAGUCCUGGAAAGGAUGUGAGAGAGCUGUCUCAGUACAUACAGGAAACAAGCAAUGAGCUACAGCAGCACAAGAAAAGAAUGGAGAAUUUACAUCGACUGGCAGAAGAAUUGUGUGUGUACGGUCUCCCAGGUGACAAGGCCCUGGUUUUGGAAAAAGUGAACUCCUUGUCCCAAAUGUUUAAGGAUCUUGAAGAGACUGUUAGGGCAAAGGAAGAGGAUGUAUCAUCCUGUCAAAGUCAGAUGGACUCUUUCCAGUCUUUAGUUCAGUCUUUGAAACACUGGUUUAUGACAGUAAAUGAUAAAAUUCCUCCAGAAGCCCCAACUCUGUGUUUGAAAGAUCUGACUGAACGCCUACAAGAAACUAAGAAUUUGCAGGAAGAGUGGACACAAAAGUCACCAGAAGUACAAAAAGUAAACAGCAAAGGAUCAUCAUUGUGCAGCUUGAUUGCUGCAGUGACCUCACCUGCAAAGGCCAGAUCAACUGCCAAAUCGGGUAGGGGCCUGGUGAAUGGAGCUGCUUCAUCUGCUGCUAAAGAAAAUAUAACAAAUAAAGAAUUGGUUGUAGUGCAGAAGGGAAUGGCAGAUGUUAACGAAGGCUAUGAACAUUUGGGAAAAUUACUAAAAGACAAAAUGGGUGAACUAGAAGCUCGACUUUCUCAGCUACAGCAAAUCCAAGAUGAAACCAACUCUUUGGUACAGUGGCUUGAAAAAAUGCACACAACUGCCACAUCAUGGGAAGCCCCUACAGAUAGCGAAUCAGUGCGAGUCCAUGUCGAGCAGCAUAAGGUGUUUGCAGCAGAAGUGAAACAGAAUGAAAGCAAAGUUGAAGCAUUAAAAGGCAAGCUGAAAAGUUUCAUACAGAACAAUGUGGAUGCUCCAGAGAUUCAACAAUGGGAGGACAUCUCAAAUAAAAUAGAAUCUUCCUGGACAGAGAUCACCCAGUCUACAGCCGAAAGGCAGCAAACCUUGGAAGAAUCAUCAAAUGACCUGGCCCUGUUCCAGACAGCUGAGGCCCAGUUAAAGCAAUGGCUUGUAGAGAAAGAACUCAUGGCAAGUGUUCUUGGACCACUUUCAAUAGACCCGAAUAUGUUGAAAACUCAGAAACAGCAAGUUCAGAUUCUCCUGAAAGAGUUUGAUGCACGAAAACAGCAGUAUGAGCAACUUAACAGCACGGGGCAGAAAAUCCUAAGCCGACCAGGGGAUCUUCCUCCUUGUGAUGAGGCUGUAAAAGAGCAGUUGGCAUCUGUGGCGUGUAAAUGGGAGAGCUUGAGCGGACAAUUGAAUGACAGAUGUGACAGAAUUGACCAAGCUAUUGUGAAGAGCACUCACUACCAAAGCCUUCUGAAUGGCCUUUCUGAGAAACUAAGUGCCUUGAAUAACAAACUGAGUAGCAAUAUGACAGUAAGCUCUCACCCUGAUGCUGUAAAACAGAAGAUGGACAAUGCAAAGCAGGUACAGGAAGAAAUAAACAUAGAGAUGGCCAACAUUGACCUUGCCAAAGCCCUUUGUGAUGACCUGUCACAUCUGGUGACCGAGGAGUACUUGAAGACAGAACUGAAAAGGCAAAUGGACACGGUUGUUAAGCCGUUCAUGGACUUAAAAGAAAAAGCAGGUUUUCAAGUUGAGCAGCUACAAUCUGCAUUUGCUAGCUCUCAAAAAUUCCAUCAGUUGUCUGAAGAUUUCCUGGCUUGGAUGGAGAAUCAGAAAAAAAUGCAAAAUGAAGCAGCACCUAUCUCAGCCAAGCUUGAGGUUUUGGAGUCAUUAAUCACAGAAACAAAACAAGCACACAGUACAUUGAAUGCCCAGCAUGGUGCCUAUGAAAAGAUUAUAACAGAGGGUGAGAACCUUUUACAAAAAACUGAAGGGAAAGAGAAGGCAAAACUUCAGUCUCAGCUCUCUAUGCUUAAAUCUAGCUGGGAAGACAUUAAUAAGAAAGUAUCGGAACGGGAGAACAAUUUGAUAGAGUGCCAACAAAAAGCAGUGAAAUACAGAGACAUGGUGGAUAACAUAGAGCCUUGGAUUGAAGAGUAUCAAAAUAAAAUAUUUUUAGUUAAACUUUCCACAGACCCAACAGUGAUAGAAAAUUCAAUUGGAGAAGUAAAAGCUCUACAAAAGAGUGUUGAUAAACAGCGUGGAAUAGUGGAGAUGUUAAACAGUGCAGCAGAUAGUUUAUUAAACUCCUGUGAGACAGAUAAAGACCUAAUUACAGAAGAGAGUGCCGUGUUGAAUGACAAGGUGGAAUCACUUAUUGAUGGUUUACAUAAUAAAAGAGACUCACUUGAGAACAUGGCACUGCGUCUUAAAGACUUCCAAGAAUCUGUUAGAGAAGCUGAAAAGCAACUGUCUGUGGCUCAGGAACAUAUAGAAGUACAUGAAUCUCUCGGGACCCAAGCAUGUAGUAACAAGCAUUUAACAAUAAUGCAAACCCAACAAAAAGCCCUUCAAAGUCUGCAGCCACAAAUACAGCACUCUGUAAAAUUGGCUCAAGAGAUUGUGGUAGAUGCCUCAGAUGCAGAAGGUGUGUCUGAUCUUCUUCUUCAAGCUGAAUCCCUUCAGCAAAAACACAACACUAUCAGCCAACAAAUAGAAGAAAAAUGUUCCUUCUUGGAAACCAAGUUACAAGGAAUCGGACAUUUCCAAAAUAGUAUCAGAGAGAUGUUUUCUCAGUUUACAGAGUUGGAUGAUGAGCUUGACAGUAUGAUGCCAAUUGCAAGGGAUAUGAAUACGCUACAGGCUCAGAAAAAGGACAUUAGCAGAUUCAUGCAGAACUUAGGAGAUCUUAUAACAACUAAUGACAAUGCUAACAAGACCUGCAAGAUGAUGUUGACCUCUGAAACAUCUCCUGAUCUUGUUGGAAUUAAAAGGGACCUAGAAGCCUUGAGAAAACAAUGCAGCAAAUUACAGGAUCGAGCAAAAUUCAGAGAAGAAAACAUUGAUGGUACUGUUACCAGAAUGAAAGACUUUUACAAUACAUUAAAAGAAUUUGCUGAUGAGCUCAGUAAAGCAAAAGAGCAUGAAGAAUCGCAAGGUCCUGUUGGAAUGGAAACUGAUGUCAUCAAUCAACAGCUGUCCAUUUUUACGGCUUUCCAGAAAGAAGAAAUUGAACCCCUUCAAGCUCGACUACAAGCAGUGAACUGGCUAGGUCAGGGGCUUGUUCAAAGUGCUGCGAAAAACACCAGCACCCAGAAUUUAGAACACGAUCUGGAGGAAGUCAACACAAAGUGGAAUACUCUGAACAAAAAGGUUGCUCAGCGUGCAGUUCAACUACAAGAAGCUCUCCUCCAAUGUGGACGAUUUCAAGAUGCAAUUGAAUCUAUACUGAGCUGGCUUGCAGACACAGAGGAGCUUGUGGCCAAUCAGAAGUUACCAUCUGCUGAAUUCAAGGUGGUCAAAGCUCAGAUUCAGGAGCAAAAGCUGCUACAAAGACUACUUGAUGACCGAAAGCCAACCAUUGAUGUUAUUAAACGAGAGGGGGGAAAGAUUGCUGCUACUGCUGACCAAACAGAUAAAGACAAGAUCUUGAAGCAGCUCAGUACCCUGGAGCAUCGGUGGGAUGAGUUGCUGAAGAAAGCUGAAAUACGGAAUCAUCAGCUGGAAGGUAUAUUGAUUGUAGCAGAACAGUUCCAUGACACCUUGGAACCUCUGUCUGAGUGGCUCAGCAACACAGAAAAGAAGCUUGCCAAUGCAGAACCUAUUGGUACACAGACAUCCAAACUCCAGGAGCAGAUUGCUCAGCACAAAGCACUGCAAGACGACAUUACAGCUCACAAUUCACUAUUGCACCAAUCUCUGAGCAUUGGCAAGUCUUUAAAGGCGCUGAGUUCCAGAGAAGAGAAGGAGAUGGUUCAGGAAAAAUUAGAUCUCUUACAGACACGGCACAUGGAGAUCCAAGAGAGAAGUAGCAGGAGAAGUGAACUUCUACAGCAGGCACACUGCAAUGCUCAGAUAUUUGGCGAUGAUGAGGUUGAGCUGAUGAACUGGCUGACUGAAGUACUUGACAAGCUGAGCAAACUGUCAGUUCAAGAUUACAGUACAGAUGUACUCACAAGGCAGCACACUGAAUUGCUGCUCCUUCAGGAAGAUAUUGUGCUCAGGAAGCAAAAUGUGGACCAGGCCAUACUGAAUGGAUUGGAACUGCUUAAACAGACAACCGGUGAUGAAGUGGUCAUUAUACAGGAAAAACUAGAUGGGAUCAAAUCAAGAUAUUCAGAAAUCACAAACCUGAGUUCUAAAGUUUACAAAGUCUUAGAAGAGGCAUUAAACCUUGCAACACAAUUUCAUUCAACACAUGAAGAGCUGAGCCAGUGGCUGGACAAGGUGGAAAUAGAACUGAAGAGCUAUGAUCUGCAGAGCUAUAAACCAGAGGAGUUGAACGCCAUUCAACAAAGAAAGAAGGAACUUCAAUCAGAAGCCAGAACAAACAAGGCAGUGCUGGACUCCCUGAAUGACGUUAGCAGUGCUUUGAUGGAACUAGUGCCUUGGAGAGUCAGAGGAGGCCUUGACAAAAUGGUGACAGUAGACAAUGAUCGCUACAGAUUAGUAAGCGACACCCUCACACAAAUGGUUGAAGAGAUAGAUGCUGCUAAGUUGAGAUCUCAGCAGUUUGAGCAAGCUGUUGGUGCAGAGCAAACAUGGAUUGAGGAAACUAAAAAUAAAUUGAUGGCUCUUGGUCCCAUUCGGCUGGAGCAAGACCAGACCGUGGCUCAGCUACAAGUUCAAAAGGGCUUUGCAAUGGACGUAUUAAAACACAAAGAUACGAUAGAUGAACUGGUCAGUUCGGGAGAUGAAAUAAUGAAUUCAUUUAAUGAUGGGGAAAAACAAACCAUGGUGAACAAGGUCAGAAGCCUGCAGAAAAAUUAUGAGGACGUCUGUCAUUUGAAUGCUGAAAGGAACCUGCAGCUGGAGCGAGCUGUAUCUCUAGUAAGCCAGUUCUGGGAGACAUACGAAGAACUGUGGCCAUGGCUGACAGAAACCGAGAGAGCCAUCUCUGAAUUGCCACCACCGGGUUUAAAUUAUGAUACACUAAAACAACAGCAAGAAGAUAUUCGGCAACUUCGUGAGCUGAUUGCAGAACACAAACCUCAUAUAGAUAAGAUGAACAAAACUGGGCCCCAGCUGUUGGAACUCAGUCCUGAGGAAGGUUUCUUUAUCCAGGAGAAAUAUGUUUCAGCUGAUUCCCUCUACAGUGAAAUCAAGGAGGUUGUAAAGAAGCGGGCUGUUGCCUUGGAUGAAGCUUUUUCUCAAUCUUCACAGUUUCAUGACAAGAUUAAUCCAAUGCUUGAAAGCUUGCAACGAAUAGCUGAGCGUUUGAGACAGCCACCUUCAAUCUCAGCAGAGUGUGAGAAGAUCAGAGAGCAGAUAAGCGAGAAUAAAAAUGUUUCUGUGGAGCUUGAAAAGCUGCAGCCUGUCUAUGAGACGCUUAAGAUGCGUGGAGAGGAAAUGAUCGCUCGUUCGGAGGGUGCUGAUAAGGACAUCUCAGCUAAAGCUGUCCAAGAUAAGCUUGACCAAAUGGUCUUUAUCUGGGAGGACAUCCAGGCUUUGACAGAGGAAAGGGAGGCCCAGUUGUUGGAUGUGUUGGAGUUGGCAGAAAAGUUCUGGUGUGAUCACAUUGCUCUAAUAGCCACCAUUAAAGACACCCAAGAAUUUAUCCGAGAUCUUGAUGAACCUGGAGUUGAUCCUUCAGUUGUAAAACAGCAACAAGAGGCAGCGGAGGCUAUAAAAGAAGAAAUUGAUGGCCUGCAAGAAGAGUUGGACCUUGUGUUUUCUCUUGGGUCAGAGUUAAUAUCUGGAUGUGGAGAACCUGACAAGCCUGUUGUGAAUAAAAGUAUUGAUGAGGUGAAUUCUGCAUGGGAUACACUGUAUAAAACAUGGAAAGAGAGAGUCGACAAACUGGAUGAAGCAAUGAAGGCUGCUGUACAGUACCAGGAUGGGUUGCAGGCACUCUUUGACUGGGUGGAUAUUGCUACAGGGAGAAUGUCUAUAAUGUCACCCAUCGGAACAGACUUAGACACGGUGAAGCAGCAAAUAGUUGAACUUAAGCAAUUUAAGACAGGGGCGUAUCAACAACAAAUAGAACUGGAAAGGCUGAAUCACCAGAAAGAGUUAUUACAGAAGAAGGCGACAGAUGAGAAUGAUAAGCAAGCUGUUGAAGAUUCCUUCAAAGAACUGAAAAGUUUAUGGCAAACCUUAGAGGAUAAAAUUAUCAACAGACAGCACAAACUAGAAGCUGCCCUCUUAGCUUUAGGUCCAUUCCAGCAUGCACUAGAUGAAUUGCUAACAUGGAUGACUCAUACAGAAGGACUGCUCAAUGAACAGAAACCCGUUGGUGGAGAUCCAAAGACUAUUGAGAUUGAACUUGCCAAACACCAUGUGCUACAAAAUGAUGUUCUGGCACACAAGUCUAGUGUAGAAACGGUCCAGAAAGCGGGAAACGACCUGAUAGAGUCCAGUGCCGGAGAAGAGGCCAAGAGUCUGCACAGCAGGUUAGAGGCACUAAGCCAGCGUUGGCAAAAUGUCACGGAUCAAACAGAGCAGAGGAGAAAGCAACUUGACAAAGCACUUCUCCAGGCUCAGGGUUUCCACAGCGAGAUUGAAGAAAUGCAUCAAUGGCUGACAGAGACUGAACGUCAUUUACUGGCUUCCAAACCUGUUGGAGGAUUACCAGAAACAGCGAGGGAGCAACUCAACACUCAUCUGGAACUAUGUGCUAUGUUUGAAGUAAAGGAAGAGGUCUACAAAAACAUCAUGCUUAAAAGCCAGCAACUGUUGCAAAAAAGUUCAGAUGACCCUGAAGCAAAUAUGGAUCAAGACAUAAACAACCUAAAAGAGAAAUGGGAAUCAGUAGAAACAAAACUCAGUGAGCAAAAAGCAAAACUCGAGGACGCACUAAAUGUGGCAACGGGAUUUAACAUUUCUCUUCAAGACUUUAUUAACUGGUUAACUCAAGCAGAGCAGACACUAACUAUGGCUUCUCCUGCAAGUCUUAUUUUGGAUACAGUAUUAUUUCAGAUUGAUGAACAUAAGGUAUUUGUUACUGAAGUUAAUUCACACAGAGAUCAGAUCAUGGAGCUGGAUAAAACUGGAACCCAUUUAAAAUAUUUCAGCCGAAAAGAGGAUGUAGUAUUAAUCAAGAAUUUACUGAUCAGUGUACAGAGCAGAUGGGAAAAUGUUGUCCAACGCUCACUAGAAAGAGGGCGAGCAUUAGAUGAUGCCCGAAAAAGAUCCAAACAGUUCCAGGAAGCCUUUGACAAACUUAUGGAAUGGCUGGAGGAAUCAGAAACAUCUUUAGAUUCAGAACUUGAGAUUGCAAAUGACCCAGACAAGAUCAAGACGCAACUGACAACACAUAAGGAGUUUCAAAAAAACCUGGGUGCCAAACAUUCUGUCUACGAUUCCACCUCUAGGAGUGGUCGCUCCUUGAAAGAUAAAGCAACACUGAAUGAUGACAUUCAGAAACUGGAUGACAUGCUCAGUGAGAUAAGAGACAGAUGGGAUACAGUCUGUGGGAAGUCAGUGGAGAGACAAAACAAACUGGAGGAAGCACUGCUGUUCUCUGGCCAGUUUACAGAUGCUUUGCAAGCUCUUAUUGAUUGGCUGUACAGAGUGGAACCACAGUUGGCUGAAGAUCAACCAGUACAUGGCGAUAUUGAUGUAGUGAUGAAUCUCUUUGACAACCACAAAGUUUUUCAAAAAGAGCUGGGAAAGAGAAGCAGCAGUAUUCAGGCCCUCAAGCGUUCUGCCAAAGAGUUAGUUGAAGGAAGUCGUGAUGACUCUUCUUGGGUGAAAGCCCAAAUGCAGGAAUUAGGCACCCGCUGGGAAACUGUAUGCACUUUAUCUGUAUCCAAACAGAUCCGACUGGAAGAAGCACUGCGCCAGGCAGAGGCAUUUCACUCAGCUGUGCAUGUCUUGUUGGAGUGGCUGGCUGAGGCAGAGCAGACUCUGAGAUUUCACGGGGUCCUCCCCGAUGAUGAAGAUUCUCUAAAGACACUAAUUGAACAGCACAAGGAAUUCAUGAGAAAUAUUGAGGCACAAAGAACUGAGCUGAAUAAUGGAGCGAGUAUGGGAGAAUCAAUCCUUUCGGUUUGUCAUCCGGACUCUAUUACUACUAUUAAGCACUGGAUAACCAUUAUUAGAGCUAGGUUUGAGGAGGUCUUAACCUGGGCAAAACAGCAUCACCAGAGGCUGGCUGUAGCAUUGGACGAUUUGAUAACCAAAAAGGAGUUGCUGGAAUCUCUUCUGGCAUGGUUACAGUGGGCAGAGGCUACACUCAAUGAAAAAGACAAGGAAGACAUCCCAGAGGAGAUAGAUGAAGUUAAAGCUCUGAUUGCAGAACAUCAGGCAUUUAUGGAAGAAAUGACUAGAAAACAGCCAGAUGUAGAUAAAGUCACAAAGACUUACAAGAGGAAAGCUGCUGAAUCUACAUCAGGCCAAUCUCAAAUCCCGGUCUUAGACAAGGGGAAAGCAGGCCGAAAGAGGUCACCGACACCUAACCUUUAUUCAUCCGGCACACAAGCUACACUAGAAACAAAGAACCCAAGGGUCAAUUUAUUAGUUAGCAAAUGGCAACAUGUGUGGCUUUUGGCAUUAGAGAGAAGAAGAAAUCUGAAUGAUGCUUUGGAUAGGCUGGAAGAGCUCAAGGAGUUUGCCAACUUUGAUUUCGAUGUAUGGCGAAAGAAAUAUAUGAGGUGGAUGAAUCAUAAGAAAUCACGAGUAAUGGACUUCUUCAGGAGGAUAGACAAAGAUCAAGAUGGAAAGAUAACACGGCAGGAAUUUAUAGAAGGAAUUCUUUCUUCAAAAUUUCCUACCAGCCGUCUAGAGAUGAGCGCUGUGGCUGACAUCUUUGAUCGUGAUGGGGAUGGUUACAUUGACUAUUAUGAGUUUGUAGCAGCCCUUCACCCAAACAAAGAUGCUUAUAAACCUGUAACUGAUGCUGACAAAAUUGAAGACGAGGUAACUCGACAAGUGGCUAAAUGUAAGUGUGCCAAGCGAUUCCAAGUUGAACAGAUUGGAGAAAACAAAUACAGGUUUUUCCUGGGAAAUCAGUUUGGUGACUCCCAGCAAUUACGUCUUGUCCGUAUUCUGAGGAGCACGGUGAUGGUUCGGGUUGGUGGAGGUUGGAUGGCACUCGAUGAAUUCCUGGUGAAAAAUGAUCCAUGUAGAGUUCAUCAUCAUGGAAGUAAAAUGUUACGUUCGGAAUCGAACUCUUCAAUUACUACUCAGCCUCUUAUAGCCAAAGGAAGGACAAAUGUAGAGCUUCGGGAAAAGUUUAUGUUACCAGAGGGAAUUAGUCAAAGCAUGACACCUUUCCGACCGAAGGGCCGGAGGUCUAGACCGUCUUCAAGAGGGGCUUCACCAAACAGGUCUAACUCAAGCCCAAAUAUCCAGGCUAGUCCAUCACAGAUAACUGUUACCAGUACACCCAAGACACCUCUCCAUAUAACACGCAAUUAUGGUAAACCUUGGCUGACAAACAGCAAAACAUCCACUCCUUGUAAGAGUCCUGAGCCCCCUGAGUACAGACUCUCAUCUGAAGAGGGAACCCCAAUUCAAGGAAGUAAGCUCAGGCUUCCAGGAUAUCUUUCAGGGAAAGGUUUUCAAUCAACAGAAGAAAGUAGUUUAUUAACAACAGCAUCCACCAAAGUAAAGGCACAGUUUGCAGAUUUUCGGAAAACUCCAAGUCGAGCUGGUAGUAAGGCUGGAAGCAGGUCAAGUAGCCGGCGAGGAAGUGAUGCCUCUGACUUUGACAUCUCCGAUAUCCAGUCUGUGUAUUCUGACAUGUCUGAGACUGUUCAUGAUAGCAGACCCUCUCCACGAUCAAGUUCACGGCUUUCAACGGGCAAACCCUCCAAAAUUCCCACUCCUCAGCGGCGGUCACCUUUGAGCAAACUAGCAACAACAAAGGCAACAAAAAGAUAGGGUGAUAAACUCUGGAGAAAGUCUUUCGUUGUGCAUUGCCUAUUUAAGUUUUUAAGAUGUAAAAUAUCAUGUAGAUUAUUGUGGAAUAAUGCAAGAAUUUGAUUUUAACCCUGCAGAUGGCCUUAAAUGUGUGUUUUGUCUUUGUCUUUGUUUUUUUACACAUAUUUUUAUUGAAUUUUGUGUUCUAGUUUGGAAAUUCUUGAGGGACAGUAAAUGAAACUAAUAGACACACUUGCGUGAGGAAAACAAACUAAGCGGUUGCUAUGAAUGUAUUUAUAACUUCAUUUCAGAGGGAACUUCAAUAUGCCAAACACUGCUUUAUUAGAUAAAAAAAUAAGAAUACCUCAUAACUAUUUAUAAUAGUGCAAAAUGUUUAACAAACAUAAAAGCUUAAAAAACACUACACAAUCUCCAAUCACUUGAACAUAACAAGACCCUCUGCAUUUAUUGACGCAGUUUACUUUUAGAGAACUCACAGAAGUUUAUUUAAUCACUUGCCAGAAAUUAUAUUUUUGUUUUUAUUUUAUUUUUUAUUUUAUUUUAACUUAUGUCUGUGAGAUUCGGUCUUAAUAGAACUAUUACACUGUUGAAAGAGUAGUAUUUUGGUGCAUAUGUGCAGUUUUCCUUCGCUUGAGUGGAUGGUUAAACAAUAUCAAACAUUUUUUGUAUCCAAUCAGUUUUGCUUGCAGAAUCUAUGAAAUAAAACCUGUCCAAAAUCA